AAUCUGACACUUCAACUUGCCGUGCUCUACGGUAGUUGCUUCAGUCAGUCACUCACACCGUCUCCGGGGCUCUCGCGUCGUCUUUGUGAAGUGCAGAGAGCGAGAGAGGGGAGCGACGUAAACACGAGGUUUUUUGGAGGAACAAUACGCGGAUCCGCCACUGAGGUCCUAGCUGAAAAUCACCGCUUAAGGAGGGGGUCAGCGAGGGACUGUGCGUGAGGAAUACAUGAAGGGCCGGGUGGGGGAGGGGGCGGCGACCACAGCGGCAGUACCACCAAGGUCAAAGUUCACACAGACUCGCUCUGUGAUUGAUGAGGAUUAAGAAGCUGAUUUUGCCUAAUAGGGAACACAGGAAUCGUCCUCAUCCACACUGAGUACCGAGCUUUUUAAUGGCGUCCCGGUAGAGGCAUCAAGAUGAACACGCUACCAUCAAUGGACCGGCACAUCCAGCAGACCAAUGACAGGCUGCUGUGCAUCAAACAGCACUUACAGAACCCGGCCAACUUCCACUCAGCGGCCACAGAGCUGCUCGACUGGUGUGGAGAUCCCCGGGCCUUCCAGCGACCUUUCGAGCAAAGCCUCAUGGGAUGUCUGACGGUGGUGAGUCGUGUUGCUGCUCAGCAGGGCUUUGACUUGGACCUGGGCUAUAGGUUGCUGGCUGUGUGUGCUGCAAAUAGAGACAAGUUUACCCCCAAGUCUGCAGCCCUGCUGUCGUCGUGGUGCGAGGAGCUGGGUCGUCUCCUCCUGCUGCGUCACCAGAAGAACCGGCAGAACGAGCCGCAGGGAAAAGUCCCCAUGCAGCCCAGCAUGAACAGCAUGAAGCCCGGCCUCACGCACAGUGAUGGAUCCUUUCCCUAUGACUCUGUCCCCUGGCAACAAAACACCAACCAGCCCCCUGGGUCAUUGUCUGUGGUUACAACCGUGUGGGGCGUGACCAAUACAUCACAGAGCCAGGUGCUAGCUAACCACAUGGCAAACAGCAAUAACCCCAUGAAUCCUGGAGGUAACCCAAUGGGAUCAGGUAUGUCUGCCAGCGCAGGAGGGCUCAACUCACCGCAGUUCAACACUCAGCAGCAACAGUUUCCAAACAAAGGCGGCUCCAACCAGCCGUACAUGCAGCAGGGCAUGUACGGCAGGCCUGGUUACCCUGGAGGUCCUGGGGGAUACAGCGGGAGUUAUUCUGCAGGGCCGAACGCUCCUCCAGGAGGGAUGGGAAUGACCUCCCACACACGUCCUCCUAGUGACUUCACUCAGCCAGCCGCCGCCGCUGCAGCUGCUGCAGUCGCUGCCGCUGCUGCUACAGCAACAGCCACGGCAACGGCCACAGUGGCAGCCCUGCAGGAAACGCAGAACAAAGACAUGAACCAGUAUGGACAGAUGUGUUCAUCGUUCCAAAUGGGCCCCACACAGACUUACAACAGCCAGUUCAUGAACCAGCCAGGCCCCCGAGGCCCCCCAGGAGGCAUGAAUCCAGCCAGCAUGGGAUCAGCUAUGAACAACCCUAACAUGAGUGGUCCUCCCAUGGGCAUGAACCAGGCUCGGACCCCGGGCAUGGGGCCUUUCGCAGCACACGGCCAAAGAAUGCCUCAGCAAGGGUACCCUGGUGGACCGCGACCGGGAAUGCCCAUGCCGGGGAUGAAGAGGCCGUAUCCUGGAGAGGGAAGUUACGGGGGCCAGCAGUACGGGCCGAACAGUCAGUUCCCACCACAGCAGGGCCAGUACCCCACGUCGAACGCCCCAAGGCCGCUGCCGUCUCCUAAUUACCCCGGCCAGAGGAUGCCAGGACAGCAGGGCCAAGGACAGUACCCGCCUGGCAUGCCCAUGGGCCAGUACUACAAGCAAGAGCCAUUCAAUGGUCAGAGCACCACCUUCUCUGGAGGUGGAUACUCCUACGGUCAAGGCAAUGGGCCCCCAAGGCCCGGGAACUACCCCCACUCCCCGGUCCCUGGAAACCCUACACCGCCCAUGACCCCCGGCAGUGGUAUUCCUCCAUACCUGUCGCCAAACCAGGAUGUGAAACCCCCGUUUCCACCUGAAAUGAAACCAAAUAUGACAGCACUUCCACCUCCUCCAACUAACCCCAACGAGGAGCUGCGGCUGACGUUCCCAGUCAGGGAUGGGGUGGUGCUAGAGCCAUUCCGCUUAGAGCACAACCUGGCUGUCAGUAACCACGUCUUCCACCUUCGACCCUCCGUCCACCAGACCCUCAUGUGGAGGUCAGACCUUGAGCUGCAGUUUAAGUGCUACCACCACGAAGACCGGCAGAUGAACACCAACUGGCCUGCCUCCGUCCAGGUCAGUGUCAACGCCACGCCUCUCACCAUCGAGAGGGGGGACAACAAAACCUCCCACAAACCCCUGCACCUGAAGCACGUAUGCCAACCUGGAAGAAACACGAUCCAGAUUACGGUCACCGCCUGCUGCUGUUCCCACCUGUUCGUGCUGCAGCUGGUCCACCGGCCAUCUGUGCGAUCCGUCCUCCAGGGGCUCCUUAAGAAAAGACUCCUUCCUGCAGAUCACUGCAUCACCAAGAUUAAGAGGAACUUCAGCAGCGUGGCAGCCUCGGCAGGCAACACUACCCUAAACGGGGAAGACGGAGUGGAGCAGACGGCCAUUAAAGUGUCGCUGAAAUGUCCCAUUACCUUCCGACGCAUCCAGCUACCUGCACGAGGGCAUGACUGCAAACAUGUCCAGUGCUUUGAUCUGGAGUCGUACUUGCAGCUCAACUGUGAGAGGGGGACGUGGAGGUGUCCUGUGUGCAAUAAAACGGCAUUAUUAGAAGGUCUGGAGGUGGAUCAGUACAUGUGGGGGAUCCUUAACGCAAUCCAAAACUCGGAGUUUGAAGAGGUCACCAUAGACCCGACAUGCAGCUGGCGACCAGUCCCCAUUAAGUCCGAGCUACACAUCAAAGAGGACCCUGACGGACCAAUUGCCAAGCGCUUCAAGACCAUGAGUCCCAGUCAGAUGACCAUGCCCAAUGUGAUGGAGAUGAUCGCCCAGCUGGGGCCUGGACCCGGCCCAGGACAUGGACCUAUCCCAGGCGCUGGUCCCAGCCCGUACCCACCACACCCGGGUCAACAUCCAAGCGGCAAUGGGGGAGACUACCCUGGAGCAGGCAACAGUUACCACAGCCAGGGGAGCUUUGACUUCCCUCAUGGGAACCCCUCUGGUGGUGGAGUUGGAGGAGGGGGAGGCGGUGGUGGUGGAGGAGGUCCUGCUAUGAAUGACUUCAUCCAUGGCCCACAGCUCUCCCACCCCCCAGAUGGACCUGGUGGACUCCUCUCGCAGGACAAGCCGCUCAGCCAUGGCAUGAACGAUGUAAUGUCCCAUUCCGAUCAGUCCCAUAACUCCAUGCAGCAGAUCUUGCAUGCGUCUCCCCACCCCGGCAGCCAAUCGGGGCCGCCCUUACAUCACACUGGCCAGUCAGGGCAGCCCUUGCAUCACAGCGGCCAAUCAUCGCAGCCGCCUCGCCAGUCGCAGCCUCAGCCGCAGCCUCAGCAGCAGCAGCCGGGGCAGAACAGUCACCCUCACAGCGAUCUGAACUUUAACCCCUCCUCGGAACAGAUGGGUCAGGGCGCCCAGGAUAUGCCUGAACCCUCGCUGGAUCUGCUUCCAGAGCUGGCCAACCCAGACGAGCUACUAUCAUACCUGGACCCCCCGGACCUCCCCGCCAACAGCAACGACGACCUUCUCUCCCUGUUUGAGAACAACUAGCCCUCCCCCCCCCUUCAAAAAGAAACCUCCUGCACCUACAGGAGACGUGAUGUGUUUGACUGUCCGUCCACAGACACGUCACCAACCUCCUAUUCAAGCUGCUUCCUGUGACCCCCCCCCCACGCCCACACACUCACACACAAACUCCCUCAACAGAUUUUUUGUGUGGCAUAGGAGUAGACUGAAAAAAGAGGUACCUGUUUGGGAACUCCAAGGGAGAAAGCAGGAUCGCAGCUCACUCUCUUUUUUUUUUUUUUUUCCUCAUGUAAAGAUUCCACGCACCAGUUCCACCGCCUGACUCGAAACACAACUUUUACAACCGUUGGCGGACACUAAAGUGAUAUUAUAUAAAUACAUAUAUGAUAUUUGUGACUUUUCAACUGAAAACUGUGCAGCUAUAAUCAUCAUGUGUAAGCGACAUGGAGGAGAGUGUUGUAGCUUUGUUUUUUUAUUAUGAUUUUCCUUUUGUGAAAAAAAAACAAACAAUGUCUUGUUGGAGUGUUUUUAGCCGAUUUGAAAUGUGUUCUUCCAAAACUUUGGCACAUGCUGACGACCUUUGACCCCCCCCCCCAAGAACAUGUCAGCAUGAAUGUGUGACAGCUGAAUAACUGGAACUUAUCAAAAUCAGAGCACUGAAAGGAUAAAGUAAAAGGUCCUCCGGUGUCAACAGAGGAAACGAGUGCACAUUGUGCAAUGUAGUGUGUGCGUGUGUGUGUGUUUGAGAGAGAGAGAGAGAGAGUGUGUGUGUGUGUGUGUGUGUGUGUGUGUGUGUGUGUGUGUGUGUGUGUGUGUGUGUGUGUAUAUACCCGUGUGUGAAUGUGUAUGUCUAUGUGUCCUCUCUGUUUGCCUGCAAGCGUAUGUGAAAGACAGCUGAGAGUAGGAUGUGAAGAAAAGUCAGUCCACCUCGAGAGCUGUCCGGUUUCUCUCCUUCUUCCUGUCUGCCGUUGUUUUUGUGUAUUUAUUGUAAUGUUUCGCUCUUCCUCAUCAAAUUCAGCACCAUUUUGUUCACAAGUGCAUGUGUGCCAAUGGCUCCUGUUGUCUUUGUCCAGCCUAAACGUGCUUGAUCAAAUUUGUUCUCUGUCUUUGUAUUUAUUAUUUUAUUUUAAAUUCAUCAGUUUUUUUAUCAUCGUUUUCCUUUUCCGUGUUUUCUCUUUUUUUCCCCACGUUGAAAUGAAUCAGAUACUCAUCACCAAAGGUGUCCCAGGCUUUUUGUAAGGGGUUUUUGUCCGCCUGGAUAUUAUAUCGAAGCAAGGGCAGGAUUUGAACAUCCGACAGACGUCAGCAGAAGUUUUUAAAUCACUGUAUUUUAUAAGAACGUCUGUGUGAUUGUACUGAUCUCUCCUUUUGUGGUUUCGUUGCUGUUGACCUGCAUCUUUGAGGACAAAAACAUCCUGCAUGAUCCAACAGUGUUUCAAGAGCUGUUGUAUAUACCCUUUGUGAAUACUUUGUGACUGUACAGUACUGUACCUAUCUAUUACUGGCAACUACACGGUACUGUAUGUCUGUCAAGGACCUCACACACUCACGCAGAGAAUCCCUCAUAAGCAGUCCGAUAUUGUAACAAAUGGAUCUAAAUGCACUCUCACUGGCCUUGUACUGAGUUACUGUGUAUUGUGGACAGUUUUCCAUGACAAUGACAAUGCAUCAGUGAAAGGGAUUACUUCAAUCGCUCAGCAGGCAAGUUUUCUGAAUUUAUUUUUCUUUUGAUAUAAAGAUAAGUCAGCUUUAAAUGGGCUGCUUUUCUCUGUCUGAAGAUUGUUAAUGCAGCUUUGAGGUCCAAAUUUCUUCAACAAAAGAUUUGCCUAAAACAUUGGAACAAGUGACCUCGUCCUUUUUAUUUAAAGUGAGAAUGUGUGGCACAUCCUCUGAAUUAUUUUGAGGCCUGAUAAUGAGCUUUUGAUAACUAUACUUUGCAAAAAUGGGUGAACAUGAUUUGUGUAUUUUUAUUUUGUAAAAAUACGCAUUUUAUAUUGUUUUAAGUUAUUAUUCAUCCUGUGUUUUUAUAACAGUUCAAAUUUGGUUUACACAGUUGUAUGCAGUACAGUCAAUGGAUUUAAAGUAUACUGUAUGUUGUUGAUAAAAGUUCCCCCAUUAGAGAUUUUUUACCUGUUGGAAAAACCAAAUAAGACUUUAUUAUUAUUCUGAAUUGAUCAAAUCACCUGCAUUUACCACAGCUGAAGGAUCAGAUUGUCUGUGUUUGUUUAUGUGUUUGUUAAAGACAAUGCACUGCCGCAUUGGGAUGUUUAAUUUCCCUACACAGUGUGUAAGUAUAACCUUUCACAGAAUCACGUCAAGUAAUCUGAGCGACACAAAUUGUACUGUCUGAUUGCAGACUUUGGAAAUCGAGGGUUUAAAAAGAGAAUGCAAUUAAUGUUGUAAAGUGAAAUUCUAGGGGAAGGCACCCUCCUGUUUGCAUUGCACGGGGAGGUUGUGGCUGUGGGUCGGGUGUGGGGUUUGGGGUGUGAGGGAUACGUGUAUAUACUGUAAAUGACAAAUAGAGACACGUUAACAGAAAUGUAUUCAUUUUCUCCAGGAGGAGUGUGCAUAGUGUAUUUAGAAUUUGUAAAGCUUCCAUCCUCCUGUCAGACAUUGAAUUGGCAAAAUGAGUCUUUGUUUGAUUGCGUCUGUGCAGACCUCUCUAACCACGCCUGUUCAUUUAUGUAAGAUACUUUAUGUGCCCCUCCACGCGGGGUUUCCAAGAAAAGAAGACAUUUUUUCCUUUGUGUAAUAUUAAACCUCUGUGUAUUUCUCUAUUACCUGUGUACUUUAUAAAGGUGCUACAAAAUUAUGAAAGCCUUUUGAGGUAUAAUUGGGACACGGAGACACUGAGCUUUGAGUGGCUCUUACCAGUUGUUUCCAGAUUUACAGUUUGUAAAAAGAAUUUUGUCAAAUUUACAAUUUUUAUGCAAUUUGGCAAAAAUAUGCUAUAAAGGUACAAUCUGAAGUGAUUGGCACAACAAGUGGCAGUUGUCUCUUUGGUUUUGUACAUUCUAUGUACAAUCAUUUCAUAUUCUAAACUGGUCAGAAAAUCAUUGUGAUUUUUAGUCUUGCAAAUCUGUAUGUAGUUAGAUGACGUGACAUCCUAAUAUUUAUCUAAUAAAUAUGUAUUCAGAUGAAACACA
Molecule: messenger RNA, 6836 nt
Organism: Notolabrus celidotus (New Zealand spotty)
Lineage: Eukaryota; Metazoa; Chordata; Actinopteri; Labriformes; Labridae
Gene: zmiz1a
Product: zinc finger, MIZ-type containing 1a
Exons: 24
Coding region: 415-3714 (1099 amino acids)
Biological process (GO): protein sumoylation; regulation of transcription by RNA polymerase II
Molecular function (GO): zinc ion binding; SUMO ligase activity
Source: RefSeq, a predicted model, not a curated record